AUGUCAACAUCAUCAACUAAUACUAAAGUUAAUAAGAACUAUAACCAAAAUUUUAAAAAAGAUUUAAAAAGAAAAGAGAUUGAAGAAGUAGUUAAAGAAGAAGAAGAAGUAUUAAAAGUAGAAAAGAAGAAAUUAAAAACAAAGAUUAGUAAAGAUAAGAAAAAAGAAAAAGAAGUAGAAAAGAUAGAGAAGAAAGAGGAGAAGAAAGAAGAGGAAGAAGAAGAAGAAGAAGAAGUUGAAGAAGUAGUAAAAGAAAUAAUAAAAAAAGAUGUUAAUAAUAAUGAGGAAUUUAAAUUUAUUAUAAAUUUAAAUAAUAUAAUUUUAAAAGAAACCCUGUUAAAAGAUAAUGCAAGAGUUAGAUUUUGUUCAAGAUUUCUUACGUCUGAACUAUCGACCUACUUGUAUCAACAUCUUAGGGAAGAUCUUGGAUUGAAUUAUGAACAUUCAAAGAUCAAAAUGUAUGGCAAGGAGAUAUUCAUUCCAAGAUUACAAUCGUGGAUGAGUAGUCCAACCGACAAUCCACCAUCAUUGUUUCAGAAACAACCUGCUCGUGAAUGGUCAGUACCCAUGCUUCAUCUCAAACACCAGUUGGAAAGCUUGUUGGGUCAGACUUUUGAUUAUGUGCUGAUUAAUUAUUACCGUGAUGGCAAUGAUUACAUUGGAUACCAUUCCGAUGGUGAAGCCAAGAAAGAAGCAUUCAAUGUAAUAGCAUCGGUCAGUCUUGGCACCACCCGUCGUUUUAUCUUGAGAAACAACAAAGACAACAAGGAAAAAGUAGAAUACUCUUUGAAUAAUGGAUCGUUGUUGGUCAUGGACAGAGAUACUCAAAGUACCUGGAAACACCAAGUCCCCAAACAACCAAAGGUUCUUACUCCAAGAAUUAAUCUAACUUUUAGAAAGAAUAAUAAUGUUGUUGUUGCUAAAAAAAAAAAAUUAAAUAAUUAA
This is a messenger RNA of Cavenderia fasciculata, 945 nucleotides long. RefSeq lists its product as uncharacterized. Bases 1 to 945 code for a protein of 314 amino acids. Gene Ontology annotation, molecular function: dioxygenase activity. Gene Ontology annotation, cellular component: nucleus. The record is from RefSeq and is a predicted model, not a curated record. Lineage: Eukaryota; Evosea; Eumycetozoa; Acytosteliales; Cavenderiaceae. The transcript has a single exon. Gene Ontology annotation, biological process: DNA repair; DNA alkylation repair.